Messenger RNA from Onychostoma macrolepis, 5051 nucleotides. It is a transcript of the gene kcnk10a, whose product is annotated as potassium channel, subfamily K, member 10a. The transcript has 7 exons. Gene Ontology annotation, cellular component: membrane. The record is from RefSeq and is a predicted model, not a curated record. Gene Ontology annotation, biological process: potassium ion transmembrane transport; stabilization of membrane potential. The coding region runs from base 399 to 2108 and encodes 569 amino acids. Gene Ontology annotation, molecular function: potassium ion leak channel activity. Lineage: Eukaryota; Metazoa; Chordata; Actinopteri; Cypriniformes; Cyprinidae.
UACUGCGGCUGUUGAGAAAAGCCUUCUGGAUGGUCCAUUCGCGAAGCGCUCGGACGAUGCCCCCAACAGCGCGAGGACUUCUGCUGCACCUUCACUGUUUACUUCACACACAAAGGGUCUCUGACGCGUGGAAAAUGGUGCAACUGGCAAAAGGCGGAGUGAUCUGGAACUCUUAAGUGCCAUGAAGAGACAGAAGCAAAUUCCAUGCCAGUUUAGCUGCACAUCUAUCGCUCCACGCCUGAAGAUGAAGAUGAUCUCAUGCUUGCGCCCGUUUACCUCCCUGUCUCGUUUAAAAACAAUGUCUUCAAGGAAAUUCGCUGCAUGAUUCAACAGUCACGCCGUAUCUCCUGAUUACUUUAUCGCUUUUCGACCAUUUCAUGAAUUAACUGCAACCCAAAAUGAAAUUUCCAACGGAAAACCCAAGGAAACCAGGGAACUGGAACCCUCCACCAGUGCCAGUGCAGACCAACCUGGUGCCGCCGAAGAAGGUCCAAUCAGGGAUGUUGCAAUCCAGCUUGGUGCAGGCCAGUGUGGCCACCAUGCAGAACCCCAUGGGUUGCACUUUACCUCGCCUUUCUGUCUCCCGGCCCGCUAGUAUGGUGGCCAGCAUGGAAGUGGUGGGGGACGGCUCAGCCCUCCUCACGGUCAUGAAAUGGAAGACUGUCCUUGCCGUGUUUGUGGUGGUGGUAGCGUACCUGGUCACCGGCGGUCUGGUGUUCAGAGCCCUGGAGCAACCCUUUGAGAGCAACCAAAAAGACACCAUCACUUUGAAGAAAGCCGCCUUCCUGGAGAAACAUACCUGCGUGACACGAGAUGAGCUGGAAGAGCUCAUCAAGCACUCUGUAGAUGCAGUGAACGCUGGCGUCAGUCCUAUCGGAGACACAUCAUACAACUCCAGUCACUGGGACUUAGGGAGCUCCUUUUUCUUCGCUGGAACUGUAAUAACAACAAUAGGUUAUGGCAACAUCUCUCCAAGCACAGAGGGUGGGAAGAUUUUCUGCAUCCUUUAUGCAAUUUUUGGCAUCCCACUCUUUGGCUUUCUUCUGGCUGGUGUUGGUGAUCAACUAGGGACUAUUUUUGUGAAGAGCAUUGCUAAAGUGGAGAAAAUGUUCAGGCGCAAACACAAUCAAAUAAGCCAGACCAAGAUUCGAGUGGCCUCUACAUUGCUCUUCAUCUUGGCUGGCUGCAUUCUCUUCGUCACCAUACCAGCCAUCAUCUUCAAGCACAUUGAAGGAUGGACCGGGCUGGAGGCGAUUUAUUUCGUGGUCAUCACACUGACGACUGUUGGGAUCGGAGAUUAUGUAGCAGGAGGCAAUAGAAGAAUAGAGUACCGUAAAUGGUACAGACCGCUGGUGUGGUUCUGGAUCCUGGUUGGACUGGCUUACUUUGCUGCAGUUCUGAGCAUGAUUGGAGACUGGCUCAGGGUGCUUUCAAAAAAGACAAAAAUGGAGGUGGGUGAAAUUAAGGCUCAUGCUGCCGAAUGGAAGGCCAACGUUCGCGCAGAGCUCCGUGAGACCAGGCGCCGACUCAGCGUGGAAGUCCACGACAAACUGCAAAGGGCUGCCACCAUUCGCAGCAUGGAGCGCAGGCAGCUAGGUUUCGACCAGCGGGCCCAUUCUCUGGACAUGCUCUCCCCUGAACGUCGAGCUGCCUUCAACAGCCUGGACACCACCAAUUACAAAACAUCCUCCCAGGAGAGCAUCGACACAAAGCUCAACAACCUGCGUCUACGAAUUGAGCAGAAUGAGCAUCGGCGGAGCGACCCAAGCCAGGCGUACUCUGAAGAUAACAUUUUCAACCGCCUUGGUUCAGUCACAAAACUAGCCAAACGGAACAAGAACAAAGAGUUGAGGAAAAACAUCCCAGACGACGGUCGGAAAGCCUUAGAUUCCUUCACCUGUAAUACUCCCACAAUGGAUGAGGAGAAGAAAGAGGCCGAGGACGAGGAGCUUGAGAAAGAGGUCAACACCAGUCUGACCAACUUACCUCUCUUUGUGGAGAGCCCCAAUAAACAAAACGGAUUCAUGCCUCUACCGCCACAGACCAAAGAGGAAGAAAACGAGACAAAACUUGAAGACCAAGAGUUCCAUUUGCAGAUGGAGCCUUAGAGGGAACCGAGUAGGAAAAUAACAUACGCCUAAAGUGCCUUUUUUAGCCCUUACCCUGAGCUGAGAUGUAAGAAUCUCAAUUUCUGCUGUUCGUUUAACUGUUCACUGUGUCCUGAUAACUUGAUAAUGGAAAUAUGGCGACAGUAGCACUGGAUCUCACCAGUAGCACUGGUUCUCUUCUUCAGACCACUGAAAAAUGCUUGUAUAAGUUGGAAAGAAUCUCUCCAAACAUCCUGGACAAAAUCCGUAGCAAGCUACGUUGGCAGUUUGUUUGAAGUGUGACUGAAAGUGCUUCACUUUCAAUGUUCUUUCUGCCAGACUGUACUUCAAGGUCGUUUGGCAAGAAGCAUAACUGCUUAAAAACAAUGUCUGUCAAGAUCCCCCUCCCAUUCGAAAUGAAGAAACCUACCUUGAGACUUGAAUCCCCUAGAUCAGAGAUGAUAAAACUCUUUGAAUAUGAAGAAACCAUGUUAAAUUGGUGACACGUCGUAUAUGCACGGAGCUCUACUGUCCUGUAUAACAAGUUGAGUGCAUCAAAAUGUGAUCCAGAUUUAUGAAAUUAACCUAUGAAAUCUCAGGGCUUGUAGUCCUACUGUAAUUGUUCAAUUGUACGGUAUGUCUGACAUACUAUUUGCUGUGCUCUCAUGAAAUAUCUAAAGCUGUUGCUACACUGUACUGUUUUCAUAGUUUGAAAUUUUAGGACAAUGGGACAAAAGAGAAGCCAUAAGAUAGAAAGUUAUAGGUAGACGUCAUCCAAGGUAGAAUAUCUAGUAGAGUUUAAUCACAAACGACUAAACAUAUCUGUUUAUUUCAAUUAAAGGGAUAGUUUACCCAAAAAUGUAGCUCCAAACCUGUAUAACUUACUUUUGUCUGCAGAACACAAAUGUUUAAAAUGUUUUUGUCUAUCCAAUUGAAGUCAAUAAGGUCCAAAACAACACAUGUUGAAGGCAUUUUCCAUUUUUGGGUUUACUGUCCCUUUAAGCCAUUGUCAAGUAAGCGAUUUUUGCUACCUGGUCUCAUGGCAUUUACGUACCUGGGUACACUUUUUAGCGUGACAUGAAAUACGUACCAAUAAGUACAUAUCACUGCAGUUUCCAAAAUAAAUGAACGCUUUCACACAAAUUUACAGAGUUGCGAUUAAUAAAGCGUAAAAAUCCAUGCGGGCCAGAUGUGGGCCGGAUCUGGGCCGACACUGCUUGCUGUCUGGGUAUGACUUCAAAACAAUAUUAAUAUGCUGGGAGAUUUGAAAACUGAUGCUUUUGAACGUUAGCAUCGCACACAUCCAGCUUCAUAUCUAUGGGUUUUCAUAGAUGAUAAGUUUGUUCGGUAGCUCACGGAGUACGGAGACAGACUUAGGAGACAAAAAGCACCAGUUCGAAUCCUGUGUAACUACGGUUUGACAAAGCAGUUAAAAUCUGCGUAAAAGGACGUUCAAAUGGCACAGUUGCAUCAGCUAAUACGUUUUUAUAUCAGUUUUGCAUUUGUUAACACUAUCGGGUGGGUUUAGGGUUGGAUUUGGUGUAGGGCAUAUUUCCAACACGAUAGAGCAUUAACUUUUAGCAACAGUCCCCGGAUAUUUGAAUUCUGAACCACUGCAAUAUGUAUCUGAAGUAACGUAAUAAAAAAACAGCAAUAAGUACCAAUAUCUACGUAAUAAAAACAUGCCAGGGUUCACAUAUUGAACCUGUGUUUUAGCGCCACUCAGUGGACAUUUCUAUUUGAAACUGCGGCGAAACGUGCAGCAAGGUACGUAAAACAGUGUCGCACAAAAAGUGUGCAGAGGUACGUAUUUUUAUGAGACCAGGUUGGAUUUUUGAAAAACAGUUGAAAGUGGAUUGAAUCGUGUAGCCAGUCACCAGUAAGGGGCGUGUCCACUCAUGAAGGGGGAGGUGCCUGUUGCAUAGCAUGUUGGUGAAUAUGGGGGCUAAGCUAACAAGAUAAGAUGUGAUCCUUUUGGGUAGGGGCCUGUUUGUUUUGGUCAUUUCAAAUAUCAAGAGUUUUGCAGAAAUCGCUUACUGUACCUUUAUUUAGUUGACCGAUGGCGCUGAUUACACAACAUUAUAACAUAUUCACAAUGUUAUGUUGAUUUGUGAAUGAUCAGGGUAAAAUCUUGACUUGAUUAAAGUCUACUAGACAUUCUGUAUGUGAAUGAAAGAAAUAUACGUCAUACUUAUGUUUUAGCUUUUAUGAAAGUAUAGAAUGCAGUUUCAUUUAGGAUUGACAGGGAAAUGUUACUCUCUUUUUUUUUGCCAAAAAACCUUUGCUUGAAAAUACCAUUUUGCACUUUUUACAAGUUUCUGUCUUUAGUUUAUGAUUUUUGUCUCUUCUUUUCCAGAAUGUUUCUGGACUAGACUUUUGACACACUACUAAACAAUGUUGUGCUAAUUGCCUGGGAGCGUCUGACAUAUUUGCGUGUGUGUGUUUGUGUUGAAACCAAAUACCGCUUUGUCUGAUGUGAUUGUUGUCUUGCUGACUGUAUUAAUGAAAACUCCCUGAGGCAGACACACGUAUCGGUACCUCAUUCCCACCAACUCGUAAACGCACACAUACACACAUUUACAGCUGCAGCAAAAUGCUUGUUGUUGAGCUAAUGUUAAUUACUCUUUUCAUGUUUGCAAUAGUCUAGAGCGAAUGCAGCAACGGACUGAAUAUUUGUGAUAAGAAAAAAGUUAUGACAAUUUAAAAAAUUUUAAAGCAUUCAAAACUAUUUAAAGACAUGGAUCCCUAAAGCAUGCUAUUGUGCUAAUAUGUUAUCAUGCUAUGGUAUUGAUUGUACCACAAACAUGCUUCUUGAGACUUUGAAAUGUCCAUGUUUGAGCUCUACUUCGGGCUGCACAUGCUAGUAAAUUGCUGUUCGCAGUAUCUGCAGUAUCUUGUGCAACCAUUACAUUCAAUGUAGUGAGUGCCUUUUGGAAAUAAACACAGUUGAACAAAAACCAAAAA